AUGUCCAAAAUUGAUUGGGAAUAGAAACUCAAAUGUUAUCACGCUUUAAAAGAUAAAAAAUCGAUUACGAACAUGCUUUAAAUUAAAACAAAAAAUAUUAGAUUAUCACCAUCAUUGGUAUCAACAACAAGAGCAGGAACUGAACGAAAUUCUUUUCGACAUAAGAGAUUAAAGACUCCAAUGGAAGAUGGAAUAUUGUAAAUCAAAACUAGUAGAUCGUAAUAAGAGGUAUCUCCAUUAAGGGACGUUUGUCCUUGGAACACUCAGACACCAUUACAGAAACUCAUGAAGAUUGAUAAAGCCACAGAGAAGGAAAAAAAGGUUUUACAGUAAUUUAUAUGCAAUAAAUGGCUAAAAGAAGUCAUUUUAAAGAAAAGCAUUCAUGUGGCUAUUCCAAAAGAAUCCGAAGAGGAGAAGAGAAUUAGACUAUAAGAAUUUGAGACCUCUGAACAUCAUCGAUAGUUAAGAAUAUAGCAAUCAUUAACACCAAGCAUGAACAAAAUGGAGAAGGUGUUCUGCAAAAUAAAAAUCUUUUGUAAGUUAGCAAGUU
Molecule: messenger RNA, 550 nt
Organism: Paramecium tetraurelia
Lineage: Eukaryota; Ciliophora; Oligohymenophorea; Peniculida; Parameciidae
Exons: 2
Source: RefSeq, a predicted model, not a curated record